AUUUUUUUUUUUUUUUUGGGCACUGGGGGGCCCUUUUGUUGGGCCAGAGCCCCUUUGCCUUCAGAAAAUGGUGUCCCCCCCCUUUUCUAGUCCCGCCGGGGGGGGACGGGGCCCUCAGCCCUGUCCUUUCUCCUCAGAGCUGAGGAGAAAACUCCCCUCCCCCCUCACUCCAAGGGCGACUUCCUUCGGUUUUUUUACUCCUUCCCCCUUUCCCCCCUUUAAAAAUUUAAAACUCUCACCGGGGAUAACGACUGCUAAUCAUUUCGUGUCUUUCUUCUUUGCUUCUAAUUUUUUUUCAUUAUUUUUUAUUUAUUGUGCCCACCCCCCACCCUUUUUUUUAUUAUUUUUUUUUUUAUUUUUCCUUUCCCCGCUCCAGGUUUGGUUGCUCUUGAGAGACGCCGUCGCCUUUACCACGAGAAAAAAAAACAAAAAAACAAAACAAAACAAACAAUACAAUACAAAAACAAACAAAACAAACAAUACAAAUACAAAAAAAAUAGGGGGAAGAAAUAAAAAACAACCUUUUCUUCCCCCUUUUCCGCUCCCAUCCCGGUGCUGUGGAAGAGCCGCCAUCGCAGCCUCCGUCCUUUGGACCGUCCUUGGGAAGCCGUUUCAAACUCGAAGGAAACUGCCACUUAAAAAAACAUAUUCUCCCUCUUCUUUCCCUCCAAAACAGCAAACUGCCAAAAAAAUCCUUUUUUUUUUUCAAAACCCAAAAAGCAACUUUUUUUUUUUUUAAAAGGAAUUUUUUUUCCAGCCUUUCGCUCGACAAAACCACUCCCUUAGGGGAAAAAAAACCCUGAAAAAACCCUUCCCUACCCCUAAAAAAAAACCCCUCAUCAAGCUGAAAAAAAAAAAAGUUGCUCUUUUUUUUUUUUAAAGCCAUGACCAAAAGCAAAGCAAUUCUUUUUUUGCUCUAACACCACCAAUGCCAAAAUCCAACCCUUGAAGCGCUGUCGGCGAGAAAAAUAAUUGGAUAGUAAGUUGAAUUUUCAACCAGCUGAAUUCCCCUUUCCCCCCCCAAAAAAAGAAAACCCCCCAAAAAACCCCCAAAAACUUAUUUGUACCAAAGAGAGAAAAAUAAUGGGAGGAAGAACCCCAACUGUGUGCUUGAGGAGGACGUAGGCUUUGCAAAAAGGGCUUUUCUGCCAUGGGCUCGGGCCCCAUCGACCCCAAGGAGCUCCUCAAGGGCUUGGACUGCUUCCUGGGCCGCGAUGGCGAGGUCAAGAGCACUGAGGGCAUCACCAAAAUCUUCAACUUAAUGAAGGAGUCGCAGAAGAUGGUGAGUCGCUGCAUCUACCUGAACAUCCUGCUGCAGACGCGGGCGCAGGACAUCCUGGCUAAAUUUAUCCGGAUCGGGGGUUACAAGCUCCUCAACACCUGGCUCACCAGUUCCAAAGCCUCCAACAACGUCCCGUUCCUGCAGCAGAUCCUCCUCACCCUGCAGCACCUGCCCCUCACUGUUGAUCACCUCAAACAGAACAACACAGCCAAGCUGGUGAAGCAGCUCAGCAAAUCAAGCGAUGAUGAAGAGCUGCGCCGCCUCGCCUCCAUCCUCGUCAGCGACUGGAUGGGUGUCAUCCGCUCCCAGAGCAGCGCCCAGCCGACCGAACGGGAUAAAAAGAAGCGGAAAGAAGAAAACAAAACCAAAACGCCCGUCCAAGAGAAACCCCAAGAAGCCAAAACCGAGGCUAAAACCGAGGAGGUGGCGGAGAAGAAGCGGGAGAAACCCAAAUCCCUGCGGACCACCGCUCCCAGCCACGCCAAAUUCCGUUCCACCGGGCUGGAAACGGAGACGCCUUCGUUAGCGCCCGUGAAGAAAAUGAACUCGUCUUCGACUGCCGAUAAAUACAACCUGAAACCAAUGCCCAUAAAGAGGCAAAACAUUUCCUCCCUUCCCGGUGACGUUCCUCCUGCCGAGAAGAAAUACAAACCGCUGAACACGGCGCCCAACGCCACCAAGGAGAUCAAAGUCAAGAUCAUCCCGCCUCAACCUAUGGAAGGCCUCGGCUUCCUCGAUGCCCUCAACUCCGCUCCCAUCCCUGGAAUUAAGAUUAAGAAGAAGAAAAAGGUUUUGUCCCCUACGGCGACCAAGCCCAGUCCCUUUGAGGGAAAACCAGCUCCCGAAACCAGUUCCGCCAAACCUUCCUCCCCGGAGCCCACCGCGGCGUCGGAGCCGAUGGAGACGGAUCGACCCGGUACGCCGGUACCGGCCGUGGAAGUGCCGGAACCGAUGGAGACGUGCUCGUCGGAGACGAGCGGUGACGCCAAAGCCACCGAAAACCAGUCGGAAAGCGGCCAGCUCACCAAAAAAGGUCGAAAAAAGAAAACGGUGAGUUGGCCGGAGGAGAGCAAACUCCGCGAAUACUUCUACUUCGAAUUGGACGAGACCGAACGAGUCAAUGUCAACAAGAUCAAGGAUUUUGAGGAAGCGGCCAAGCGGGAGAUGCUGAAGGAUCGACACGCCUUCGAGACGGCCCGGCGCCUCAGCCACGACGCCAUGGAGGAGAAAGUGCCCUGGAUUUAUCCCAAACUCCUCGAUCUCCCCGCUCCCCUCGUCGUCCCGGGCAGCGGAAGCCGGGAACGUUUUACUCAGGCCGAGAGGGAGAAAGGGAUCUUGCAGGAAAUCUUUUUGUCCAAGGAGAGCGUUCCUGACAGCCCUCACGAACCCGAUCCGGAAUCCUACGAACCGCUGCCGCCCAAACUCAUCCCGCUGGACGAGGAUUGCUCCGCCGAGGAGGUCGCUUAUCCCGAAGGAUUGGAAGCCGGCGCCGCCUCGCCCUCCCCGGAUCCCGGCGGUGCCGGUGCCAAACUGCCCCCGGUGCUGGCCAACCUGAUGGGGAGCGUGGGGGCCGGUAAAACCCCCCAGGGACCCGCGCCCGCCGCCCCCAUCAACAUGCAGGAGAUCCUCACCUCCAUCAUGGGCGGGCCCAGCACCCACAAGGCCGAGGAGCUGAUGAAACAGCCGGAUUAUUCGGAUAAAAUCAAACAUCUGUUGGGGAACCUGCAGGCUCAGCCGCCCGGACCCAGCGGAGUGCCCCACGGCUUGCUGGGCCCCGGCCCCAUGGCCAACGGCUUCCCGCCCGGCCCCAAGGCCAUGCAGCACUUCCCGCCGGGGGGGCCCAUGCCCGGACCCCACGGAGGAGGCGGGGGGGGACCCGGCCUCCCCCCAGGCCCGGGGAUCCCCGGCGGCCCCCGACUUUUGGGGCCGCCCCCCCCGCAACGCGGCGGCGGCGGCGGCGAUUUUUGGGAAGCGCCGGAAGGGGGGGGCGCGCUCCGAGGCGGCCCCCACGGCGGCGGCGGCGGCGGCGGCAUGCGCGGGGGGGGCCCCUUUCACCGCCCCCGCGGCCGUAGCGGCGCCGAACCCCCGUACCGAUGCCGCGGCGGCGGCGGAGGCGGCGGCGGAGGGGGGGGUCGCAACGGGGGCCCCCCAAAUAGCGGCGGCGGCGCACGGGGGGGGCCCCCCGGUAGCCACGGCGAUCACGGCAGAGGCCACCCCGGCGAACACCCCCGGGGCCACGGCGGAGGCCACGGAGGAGACAUGUCGAGCCGCGCCGUCUGUCGCCACUUCAUGCUGAAGGGCAGCUGCAGGUACGAGAACAACUGUGCCUUCUACCACCCCGGCGUCAACGGGCCGCCCCUGCCGUAGCGCCCGCCGCCGCCCUUCCUCCCGCGCCGCCGCCGCCUCCUCCUCCUCCUCCUCCUCCUCCUGCCCUUCCUCCCCUCUCCUCCUCCUCCUCUCAGACUCGCGCUGCAGCCGCCACUCAUAUGGCUUCUGUGAGGCCUCCGUGAUGCCCCCGGCGCUGAAUCCAACCCCCCCCCCCUUCCAGGGCGUAAAAAUCCACCUAUGGGGCAGAGAUCCCCCCCCGAGGGGUGGAAAUACCCCUCUAUAGGGUGAGAUACCCCUCUAUAGGGUGCAAAUACCUGCCUGUGGGGCAGAAAUACUCCUCUAUAGGGUGAAAUCCCCCUCUAUAGGGUGUAAAUACCCACCUAUGGGGCAGAAAUCCCCCUCUGUAGGGUGUAAAUACCCACCUAUGGGGCAGAAAUCCCCCUCUAUAGGGUGUAAAUACCCACCUAUGGGGCAGAAAUUCCCCUCUGUAGGGUGUAAAUCCCCCCCUCGGGGCAGAAAUCCCCCCCCAGGCUGUAAAUCCCCCUCCCCAGGGGGGGCUGGAC
Grus americana (Whooping crane) is the source of this 4173-nucleotide messenger RNA. It is a transcript of the gene PPP1R10, whose product is annotated as protein phosphatase 1 regulatory subunit 10. The transcript has 19 exons. The record is from RefSeq and is a predicted model, not a curated record. Gene Ontology annotation, cellular component: nucleus. Lineage: Eukaryota; Metazoa; Chordata; Aves; Gruiformes; Gruidae. Bases 1151 to 3649 code for a protein of 832 amino acids. Gene Ontology annotation, molecular function: metal ion binding.